Molecule: messenger RNA, 1209 nt
Organism: Aspergillus tanneri
Lineage: Eukaryota; Fungi; Ascomycota; Eurotiomycetes; Eurotiales; Aspergillaceae
Exons: 2
Coding region: 1-1209 (402 amino acids)
Biological process (GO): transmembrane transport
Cellular component (GO): fungal-type vacuole membrane
Molecular function (GO): transmembrane transporter activity
Source: RefSeq, a predicted model, not a curated record
AUGACCGACACCCAGGCAUCAGAUACCAAAAAACAAACGCCCUCGAGGCCGGCUGACUCGCCUCCCCCGCCGCCCGAUGGCGGACUGACCGCGUGGCUACAGGUUAGCUACUAUCAAUCUGAUCUUAUCCCCAGCUAUUCUUCUUCCUCCAUCACAUGGAUCGGCACAGUGCAAGGGUUCCUCCUCUUUCUGGUGGGUGUUAUUGUGGGCCCCAUAUUCGACAAAGGGUACCUCCGAAGCCUAGUCGCCAUCGGGGCUUUCCUGGUUGUGUUUGGUCUGAUGAUGACCUCCUUGUCGACCAAGUACUACCAACUCUUUCUAGCGCAUGGAGUCACCGUGGGUAUUGGUUGCGCCUUUUUAUUCCUGCCCAGCAUUGCCAUUGUGGCCACCUACUUCACCUCCCAUCGUGCAGUCGCAACCGGGAUCACCGCGUCGGGCGGAAGUAUCGGCGCAGUAAUCUAUCCUAUCAUGUUCCAUAAACUGAUUGACCAGGUCGAGUUUGCCUGGACGACGCGCAUCAUCGCCUUCGUGGCCCUGGCCGGUCUGAGCGUAUCGUUACUGGUGUUGAAACGACGACUGCCUCCACCCAAGCAGAGCCGAUCACUCCUCGACCUCGGCGCACUGAAAGAAACACCGUUCCUAGUGUUUGCUUUCGGGCUCUUCUGUUCCUUCGUGGGACUAUACUACCCGUUCUUCUACCUGCAGAGCUACUUCACCUCUUACCUCCACGAUGACAGCAGCCUGGCCUUCUACAUUUUUUCCGUGUUGAACGCCACCUCAGUCCUAGGCCGUAUCACCCCCGGUCUGCUGGCCGAUCGUGUCGGCGGACUUAACAUCCUCGUUCCUAUUAGUCUCCUGGCGACUAUUCUGGCCUUCGUGUGGAUCGGUAUCCGCGACGUGGCUGGAGCCGUUGUCUUCGCCUGUUUCUACGGCUAUGCCUCGGGAGCAAUUGUCUCGUUACCCCCGUCCAUUCUCACGCGCAUGUCCCCCAACAUGACCGUGGUGGGCACGCGGCUAGGUAUGAUCUUCAUGUUUGCCGGGUGCGGAUUCCUGAUCGGCACCCCGAUCGCGUCCACUCUGUUGGAUUUGGCGAAGGCGGAGUUCUGGAAGGCGCAGCUCUUUAGUGCCAUGUUUGUGGCUGCAGGGACAAUCUGCUUUGUGAUUUUGCGGAUGAUGUUGGUGAAAAAGGUGGAUGGUUGGAAGAUUUGA